Molecule: messenger RNA, 1734 nt
Organism: Trachymyrmex cornetzi
Lineage: Eukaryota; Metazoa; Arthropoda; Insecta; Hymenoptera; Formicidae
Exons: 7
Coding region: 214-1308 (364 amino acids)
Biological process (GO): regulation of translational initiation
Cellular component (GO): cytosol
Molecular function (GO): translation activator activity
Source: RefSeq, a predicted model, not a curated record
AAAAAGAGAAAAAACAAACGAUGCAUGAAAAGAAAAAACCAAUAGACUACACUGGCAGAACUCGCCGCAAGUGCAGAAAGUGCAAAUGGUGCAACACCAAGAAACAGACCCGUACGGUUUUGCCGAUCGCAUUGUACACAACUUCAAAAUCUAGAGGAGAAGCAAGUGUUCGAAUCGAAUUGUAUCCUGCACGCUUAGUUGUUAAGUCCGACGAUGACUUCGUUUGGUCGCGGUCGUGGAUGGUCCAAUCAUCAGAACCAGGACAAGGACCAGGGGCUACGUAAACCAGGAGGAAGCAUACCCAGCAACAACAAGGUCUUAAAGGACAUAAUAGAUAAGAUAGUUUCGUAUGACGAGUGUGAGAGCGUCUCGCCGAAGCUGAUCCAGGAUAUCGUAGACCUGUUGACCAUUGCAAUCGACGAGGACAGUCUGAGAUAUGUAUGCGAUUCUCUUUGGAAGCAGGCUAUAUACCACUCAUUGACCACGAAAAUAGCCCUGAUAUUCAGCGAUAACAUGGUUGUUCGGUUAGAAGAUAAUAAUAAAAACACUAUACGAAGCCGCUUCUUACGUUUCCUUCAGGAUAAUUAUAUAUCUAAGGAAAAAGAUAGAGUAGAAGAUAAAAAAACAUUUGCCAAUAAAAUUUUACUUCAUGCAGAAGUUUUUUAUCACAUGAAAUUGAGUGACGGAAAUAGACUGAAAAUAUUGGCUGAACCGUUAAUUCAAUAUUUAGAAGAUCUGCUGCAAGACAGUCCUAAAAAUAAUAUUUAUUUCAUCAUGAUACAGAUACUUAGAGCUGGUAAAGAUCUUUAUGAAGCGUGUCCAGGUGGAUUGGAGAGCUUAAUAAUGACUAUCAGGCAAUUGCUGGUAAAGGAAAAUUUACAUAGUCCCGAGAACUAUGCGGCAUUAUUAUUAAUCGUAGAGUUAUCCAAUAAUGACUAUGAAAUUAAGGACACGCAGUUGAAACAUUUUUAUGUCUCAAAUAUCAAGUCUCUCUUUUUUGAACCUCCGUUUUCUCAUGAAGAAUUAAAGGUGGUCUUAACGACAAAGACUGAAAAUGAUAAUCAAUUGCGAGAAAUUGAGAAUAAUCAACGAAUUGUAAGAGAAGAAGUGAAAAAUGACAUACCUGAGCAUGGCAAUUAUUCAAAAAAUUCUAGCGGUCCAAGAGCGAUACGCGGUUCAGGUGCACUGGAUAAAUCAAACAAAGGAAUUAAUAUUAAUGCAAAAUCAAAUUCGUUGAGGACAACUCCGCCGAGGGAAAGGAAUAAGGGUUGGGGUCAUGAUGAUAGGUUUCACGAACAUUAUGAAUAAAUAUCUACCUUGUACGAGGCACUUGUAUGCAAUGACAGUUAUAAAAUUCUUUCUAUAUUGUAAUUAUCAAAUUGGCACAGGAAAUAAAUAUAGCUAUGGAAAAGAUUUUACAGAAUGAUCAUGGAUAUAUGUUCACACAACAUAUUGUCGUGAUUGCAAUCAAAGCGCAAGUCUUAUUUUAGCAUCAAAAAAUUACGGAGUGUAUGCUGUAAUAUGAUAUGCUGUUAUUAUGUGCUUUUAUCUUUUACUCAGGUAAAAUUUCUUCUUCACGAAAAAACGUGUUUUAUGUGAAAUCAUUCUUAUGAAAAUAUCAUUUGCAACAUCACAAAAUACAAAUUUUUAUAAGCAGUUUAUUUAUGGACACAUAUGUCAUUUAGACAUUCAACAAUCUUGUCUCAUAAUUUACAAAACAAUAUCGAGAAUAUA